CCAUCCAGCAACCAAGUAAUGCCCAACACAAGUUCAUUCAACUCUUCCAUAUUGUACCUACCUAGGUAGACAUGUCUCAGAAGCCGGCCAUUGUUAUCGCUCAAGGCUCAUGGAUGAAUGCCAGCGCGUACGAUGUAAUUCUGGAGAAACUUCAUGCAGCAGGCUAUCCUGCUAAGCAUGUCAAGCUGCCCUCCAUAGGAAGCACUGCGACACCUCUUCCCGGAUUACCAGAAGACGUCGCCGCCAUACAGUCCGUCCUCGCUAAGUUCAGAGACGCUGGUAGAAAAGUCAUCAUCUUGUGUCACUCUUCGGGUGGGGUUUCUGGUAGUAAUGCGACAGUGGGUUUCGAUAACGUCAGUGGCGUUAUUUUUCUCUCGGCGUUCAUGAUUUCGAAGGGCAAGUCAUUGGCCCAGCGGCCAGGCGGUCCUCCUCUGCCUUGGAUGGAUAUGCAAGGUGAACAGAUCUUCUUACACGAGGAUAAACUGCCAGACGCUCUAUACAACGACCUAGACGAAGAGAGCGGGCUGAAAUGGGCUAAAGAAGUCUCGUCCACAUCCGCAGCUUUAUUUGGUGGGGUUUCAAACUAUGAGCCUUGGGCCGAAGGCGUUCCUUGUGCGUAUAUCUUCUGCGACGACGACAAGGCGUUGCCUAUGCAGGUCCAACGGGAGAUGGCAACACAAUUUUUAGGACCUGAUCCCAUCACCGUAAAUUUGAAGGCUGGGCAUAGUCCUUUUCUUAGUAUGCCAGAUGAACUGGUAGCCGCCAUCGCGAAGGUCGAGAGUAAAAUGAGUCAGAAAUCUGCCAAAUAAGGAGCUAUAGA
Annulohypoxylon maeteangense is the source of this 820-nucleotide messenger RNA. RefSeq names its product alpha/beta-hydrolase. Bases 72 to 809 code for a protein of 245 amino acids. The record is from RefSeq and is a predicted model, not a curated record. The transcript has 2 exons. NCBI's taxonomy places the organism in Eukaryota, Fungi, Ascomycota, Sordariomycetes, Xylariales, Hypoxylaceae.